Grammomys surdaster is the source of this 5940-nucleotide messenger RNA. It is a transcript of the gene Ccdc141, whose product is annotated as coiled-coil domain containing 141. Lineage: Eukaryota; Metazoa; Chordata; Mammalia; Rodentia; Muridae. Gene Ontology annotation, molecular function: protein binding. Bases 238 to 4314 code for a protein of 1358 amino acids. The transcript has 21 exons. The record is from RefSeq and is a predicted model, not a curated record.
CUCUCUCUCUCUCUCUCUCUCUCUCUCUCUCUCUCUCCCUUCCCCCUCCCUUUCGAUAAGCUCAAUGGGACUGUCUAUUUUUAACUUCCUGUUCUUUCCUUUUGGCCGGGUAAUCAGUGUGAACAGAGAGCGUUCCCUGAAUGAGUCCCGGUAGCCUCAUGGAAGCCUUCUGACAUGACCAGCAGACAGCAUCCCUACCAAGGCUGCUCCAGGUUUAAACCCUGCUUCUAAAGUGCCAUGUCCUGCAAAGAAAGUCCUCACGUGGGUGUUUCCACCACCACUGUCAGCUCUGUAGCGGUGCAAGCUGGGGACUCCAAGAUCGUGAUAGCCGUUGUUAAGUGUGGCAAAUGGGUACGACUCCAACUGGCUGAAUCGAAGCCCAAUCUCCUAGAAAUUGGGAGCAGUCAAGAUGAAACCAAAAGACUGCUUCAUGAUCACGAGCUUCUUCUGGCCAAGCUCAAGGCCUUGGAAGAUCGUGUGUGGGAACUCUUACAGGAAGCAGACAGGACGGCUGAAGCAAACAAGGCUCAAAGUCAGGUGUAUGAUGCCAUGGCCCAGACUCUGGGUGAGGCAUGGGCAACCCUGGUCUCCAUGCUUGAAAGAAGAAGGGAGCUCCUUGGGCUGACGUCUGAGUUUUUUCAAAGUGCUUUGGAGUUUGCCAUAAAAAUAGAUGAAGCUGAAGAUUUUCUGCAGAACCCUCAUGAGUUUGAGAAUGCUGAAGCCUUACAAUCACUUCUUCUGCUUCAUGACCGACAUGCCAAAGAACUCUUAGAAAGAUCUCUAGUCCUUUUAAACAAAAGUCAACAACUGACUGACUUCAUAGAAAAAUUCAAAUGUGAAGGCUCUGCUGUGAAUUCUGAGCUGAUCCAGGGAGCUCAGAGCAGCUGUCUGAAGAUCGACAGCCUCCUUGAACUUCUGCAAGACAGGAGAAGGCAGCUGGACAAGUACUUGCAGCAACAGCGGCAGGAAUUGUCUCAGGUCCUGCAGUUGUGUCUGUGGGACCAACAAGAAAACCAGGUUUCUUGUUGGUUUCAGAAAACAAUAAGAGAUCUGCAGGAACAAAGUCUGGGUUCAUCGCUUUCAGACAACAAAGAGCUAAUCUGUAAGCAUGAGGACCUGACAGUCAAAGCAAAGGAAUGGGAUUCGGCCAUAGAGAAGCUGAAGAGCCAGGCUCUGGGGAUUCUACUGACAAAGGACUUGGCAGAGAAGGAACAUCUACAGCUCUCUAACCAGAAACUGAAUCGGCUUCGGGAAGAGUUUGGACGACUCAUGGUGGAAAGGAAAGCCUGGCUAACAAUGGCAAAUGACUUUUUUACCAGUGCUCACGAGGCAUUUGAUGUACUUGGAAAAGUUGAAGCUUACCUUAAGCUCCUUAAAUCAGAGGGUUUAAGCCUGCCUGUCUUGGCAGCGAAGCAUGAGGAAUUACACAGAGAAAUUAAAGACACUACAGCUGCUGCUCUGCAAAAGGGACGGACCUUAAUCAGCCAAGUAGACUCCUGCCGCUCUCGGGUGACAGGAAUCCAUGAGAUGAUGGGAUGCAUUCAGAAGAAAGUGGAUUGUCUCACUGAACAGUGUACCGCGCACAAGGAAUUUGCCCUUAAGAAACAGCAAUUAGCAACAUCAGUGGAUGACUACCUAAAGAAGGUGGAAAUGUCAAUUCAGGAAAUUAGGCCGGUUCUUGCUACCACAUUGAAUGUCAGUUCCAGCCCUUAUGAAUCAGAGAAGAUUUUAAAUAAAUAUCUGGAAUUGGAUAACCGAGUCAAGGAGACGGCACAUGCAUUAGAAGCAGCUGCAAAAAUCAUGACAGAGAAAAAUGAACUUGAACUCAAUGAAGUGGUAUUGCUUCCUCUUAAAGUGAAAUGGCUAGAAGCAGAAUUAAACGUGCUUGGUCGAAGCAUCAGCUACAGGUCACGAGUCCUGCAGACUUCCAUGGCAUUUCGAAAGUCAUCCGAGGAGGUAGAGGAGCAGCUUCAGAGCCUAAAGGAAUUUUAUCUGACUGAAAUCCCUUGGAAAGAUGAAGACGAUGCUGUGGUCAAGUGCCGGUCUGAUUCUGCUGAGAGGAAAUGGCAGCUAUUUUUAAAGAAGAGCUUUAUGACCAAGGACUUGAGCCUCGAGUUCCUGAACUUAAUAAACAUGGCAAAAGAGAAUGAGAUAUUAAAUGUUAAAAAUGAGAUGCACAUUAUGGAGAACAUUAUGGAAAAGCAAACAACCAGAAGGGAAGAACUCAGCCAUCUCCGAAUGGCAUGGUACCUCAAAGCCAUCGAAGGCAAGCCUGUGAGCAAGCAGUGGGAAACGUUCAAAGAGAAACUUAAAAAGACUACUCACAAUGUAAAACUUCUCCAUGAAGUUCUGAUGCCUGUCUCUGCACUGGACCUUGGAGGUAGCCUCCAGAGCAUGUCAGAUCUGCAAAGGAGGUGGAUCGCAAUGAAGCCUCAGCUCCAGCUCAAAGAGUCAUUCAAAGAUAUAAAAAAGAAAUUCAACAAUCUGAAGUUUAAUUACUCCAAGAAAAAUGAAAAAUCUAGAAACUUAAAGACUCUUCAAUAUCAAAUCCAACAAGUGGAAACAUAUGCUGAAAAAAUUCAGGCUUUGAGGAAGAAAAUGGAAAAAGUUAAUAAUAAGACAUCUGAUUCAUUCUUAAGUUAUCCAACUAAUAAAGCUAGCAUCCUUGUGGAAGCCAUGGAGGAUUUGAAAAAGCACGUGGAUGACUUUGACAAAGUUGUGACAGAUUACAAGAUGAAUUUGGACCUGACUGAGCAGCUCCAGGAAGUAAUAGAAGAGUGUAACUUUUGGUAUGAAGAUGCAAGUGCCACAGUUGUAAGAGUUGGAAAGUAUUCCAUGGAGUGCCAAACGAGGGAAGCUGUGGACAUCCUCCACAGGCAGUUCAAUAAGUUUAUUACUCCCUCAGUGCCCCAGCAAGAAGAAAGGAUUCAGGAGGUCAUAGACCUUGCUCAGCGCUUAUACGGUUUGGAAGAGGGGCAGAAAUAUGCUGAGAAGAUUGUCAUAAGACACAAAGAGAUUCUUGAAUCUAUUACUGAAUUAUGUGCAUCUCUUGUGGAACUUAAAGACAAACUGAUGCAGGGAAAUGUUCCGAAGAUGAAUUUAAAUUUGGAAGAUUUCCAUGACAAUUGCAUUGAUCUGCUAAAGGAGCCAGGGAGGGAUGAGCAGACAACAUUCAGUGAAGAAAGGAAUGAGGGGCAGGUACUGGGAGCAGAUGUGUUGACCAUCAAUGGAACAAGAGAAGAUAGUCUUCCCAAGGACUUGAGGCAGUCCUCAUCCAACAAAGAGGACAGUGCCCAGGGUCUGAUCCUUCCAGAAGACAUGUUAUCUGGAGAAGAAUCUGAGUGUAUCUCAUCUGAUGACAUCUCUUUGCCUCCACUGCCAGUGAGCCCCGAGUCCCCCCUGGCACCAUCAGACAUGGAGGUAGAAGAACUUGCCAGCUCUUCAGCCCUCGCCCUGCAUAUCAGUGGCUACAGGAUGCAUACAGGGACAGGUGGUCUAGGGAAGGCCCAGGAGUCUGUUCUUCCCCCACCCAUUGCUUUUGUUGAUGAGUGCCAUAAUAAGAAAGACACAUUUACAAGUCAUUUUGAGAGGCCCUAUCCACAGUUCAAAGCUGAAUCCUCAUUAACCUCCAGAGGAUCAGUAGAGAUGAGUACCAAGUUGCACCUCAAUGUGAAAUGUCCAGCGCGCAUGCCCCAUGAAGUGCACGACAAAGCUUUACACCAAAGCUCCCAGGCUCAGGAGAACUCGCUAGAAACGCAGGAGAAAGUGCAUGCUGAUUCUAACGUCACUAAAACCCAAGACAGGCUGCAUGCUGCCCUUGAUGUAUCCCCUGGCCUCAGCUCUCAAUCAGACACCAGCAAGAGCCAUCAGAGGCAAGUGGGUCCCCAAGGAGACAGGAAAAACUCAUCUGCAGAAAACAGCGUGGUCAGCCUAGCUGGCCGGGCGCCUCAUUUCUCCAGGCUGCUGUCCAAUGUAACUGUCAUGGAAGGUUCCCCGGUGACUUUGGAAGUCGAAGUAACAGGAUUCCCAGAGCCUACACUGACAUGGUUCAAGAAGGGCCAGAAACUCUGUGCAGAUGGACACUUACAGGUUUUGCACAAGGACACAAAGCAUUCGGUGUUCAUUCCGAAGGUGUGUGAGGCAGACGCUGGCCUCUAUGUGGCUCAAGCCCAAAACGGUAGUGGCACCCUGUCUUCCAAAGCCAUCCUCCAUGUGACAGGUAACCAUGGGCCACCAAUUACGAGAAUAAACUGGAUUGUGGUGUGUAUCAUCUAUGUCAGCGUAUCAGUAAUAUACUGGCUUCUUACACAGUAGUGACAUGUUGCUAUCAAUGGACAUUGUUAUGAGCCUAAAAGACAAUAUGAUUAUUUUAUUUUCUCAUGCAUCACACAAAGCACCCCCUCAACACACACAAACACACACACACACACACACACACACACACAGCAAUUCAUCUCCAUUUUGACUAAUCCCACUGCUAGGUGAAAUAAUUAUGUUUUCUCUGCAAUUUAACAUACUUGGAAACCAUGGGAAAUUAUGUACAGUGAAUAAUGAUACAUUUUGUACUCUAGGAAGAGAAAUAUUCUGUCUAAGAAGCUUAUCUCUUAUUUAAAGGCACACGAAUGCUCACACAGAUCACAAGGAUCAUAGGGUUGUGAUCUAGUUUUCAAAUCCAAAUGUUUGAUAAUUUGUCUUUAACUGUGCUCAUAACCAUCUCUUUGUAGGGCAUUACAAAUCAAACUGACAUUGUAAUUCUCAAUAUUGUACUAGCUUUCCUUUAACUAUGCAUUUCACAGUUUGAUCUUGUUUACUGAACAAACUUGACCUAUGCUGUGUCAACAUUCUCUACAUUCCUGAGUCCGAGGAUGUCAUUAUCAAUAACCAUUCCUCACGAUGAUCUCUUGGGCUUGAUGUUGGAGAACAGACAUGCUAUCAGCUUCAACAUGGAGUCAACCUUUCUAUUAGCUCUGUAUGUCAUGUGACAAGAUGGACUACAGGCUGCAGAAGGGGACCAGUUUUGCUCCCGUCUUUCCACUGCUGUGUAUUGGCCAUCUUGUACAUAACUGUAGGCAGGUCCUACUGCAUCUGCUGCUGCUGCUGAACACUUGUGUAGCCAUUUGCAAGGCAUCUCAGUGCCUCACUUUCCCAUCUGGAGAAGGGGCUCAUCUACCUCUUGACAGUUGAGUUUUUACUUUAUGUCCUAUGGUGAUCUGGCCAAUGAAAAUGUGCUCAGUGAAGACUCAUUACAAUGCUUGGUAUGAUUUGCCAUCUUGCUCCUCAUUACCCAUUAAUUCCCUGUCAGAUGCUGAUCUUUUAGAAUAUUAAAUGAAAAGAGUACUGUUAAUAUGUAAUUCCCAACUACUCCCUUGGGAGAGGGUAAGACUGAUGUUCAAUGAUUAGAGUUUAAAUUCCUUUCUAACUUCUUACAACUACAUCCUUUUCAAAGGCUUUGGACGGUAACCUCCGGAGGACAUAAUUAGGGUGUUUUAGGGGGAGUCUGGGUAAGACAGAAGAAGACAAAUCUAGCCUUCUUUUGUGAAAUUAUCACUGUGAUAUUGAAGAAUGUUAUAUGGCUUUCUAAUUUGCAUUAUUCAAAAAAAUAAGAGGUAUUUGUUUUCAUAUUUUAAACUUUGUCAUGCUAGGGUAAAAUCUUAAGUUGGAAGAAUAAUUUAUUACAGAUUUUUGAUGAAGGGAAGAAAUUAAUUAUGUUGCUGGAAGACUGUCUACAAAUAAUCAAAAUAUUUAAAUAGAAUAUAUUUGACAUGAUAUUAAAAAGCUACUGAAUAUUGUGAAAGAUAAAAAUGUCUAGUCUAGUAAAAAGUUGGUCUAUUUUUUCUUGUGCUGUGUGUUCAAUUUAAUUAAAAAAAUGUAACUGUUUUCUUUCACGUUUUGACAGAAAGCUAUUAAAAUCUCAUAUAUACAUCAUCCUGAGGACCUCAA